Fusarium musae is the source of this 1071-nucleotide messenger RNA. RefSeq lists its product as uncharacterized. The record is from RefSeq and is a predicted model, not a curated record. The transcript has a single exon. The coding region runs from base 1 to 1071 and encodes 356 amino acids. NCBI's taxonomy places the organism in Eukaryota, Fungi, Ascomycota, Sordariomycetes, Hypocreales, Nectriaceae.
AUGUCUUGCCCAGCGCGUAAAUAUCCCCUCCGCAAACCCCAAGGCCACAAGCUCCCGAUCCCACGAUGGCACCUCGCCCUCCCAGGUGAUCUCACCCACGUCUGCACCGCGUACAUCGGGGUUCAGAUACAUUCUGAUGCUCAAGACGCUGAUAUCGCUCGAAAUAAAGCUACUGAGAUAAUCCAAGCAUGGGUGAACAGCGACACUGGGCCAGAGGCAUAUGAGACAUUCGCAGUGAUUGAUGGAUGUGAUGUCCAAGAAUCGACAGUAUGGGUGUGUUACUGGUCAGACAAGACAAAAUACGACAACGGCCUUAAUGACCUCUCACUGGAUUCCAUCUACGUCCAACUACCAGAAUCAGGCCGUGCCUUAGUGGGCAUCUGGCGAGAGGCCUUCAUCACAGAGUUUUCCCGCCUCGAAACAAAUUACUCGGGCCUCGACUAUCUCCCCGGUCUCGCAAAACUCCCUGGCGCAAGCUUUCCAGAACAUGAACUCUCGGCGUACUGGGGCGCAGCAAGAGACAGAAUCCCCUCGUCUGCCUUCGAUCUCUUCCCACCGUCAAAGCCAAACCCAGUCACAAUUCCUCCCGGUGUUGGCCAGUAUCUCAUCGGAACGAAUGAUGAGAACGUAGCUCAUAUCCGCUCGGGACAGUUCUGGGAGAACUGCGGUCAACAGGAAGCAGACUCUUACAACAAAAGGCUUGAACCCACUCUUCACUCUGGCCUGCAAUAUCUCUGGGAUAAUUCACCUGAAACGGGUGCUUUGGGACUGCGAUACCUCAGAAAUCAAGACCCUUCGCUUGAGGAACCUCGGCUGCGAAAAGAGUCUUGCGGUGCUGGCUUCUUCACGAACCUCGAAGCCCUUGAAGUUUGGGCAAAGAGUCACAAGUCUCAUCUUGCUAUAUACCGCGGCGCAUUAACUCACUACAAGAUCUUUGGGGAUGACAGGAAAUUCCGAACGUGGCAUGAAGUUUCCAUUCUGAGAGCAGGAGAUGCACUGUUUGAAUAUCUAAAUUGUGUGCCUGAAACGGGCGUGAUUCGAGGCGUUGCUCUCAAGGCAGAGAGCAUCUAG